AUGAAUUUAUUGCGUUUGUUGAAAUUGAUUUGGUCCACCCUAAUAUAUAUUUCCUUUAACCACAAAAAUAUAUCUCUUAAUGUCUCCUUUUACAGUUCCCCAGAUAAUCCCAUAAUUCAAACAAAUUCGGGUAAAAUUAAAGGACAAUUAGCGGAAACGAUAUAUGGUGAUAAAUACUAUUAUUUCGAUGGAGUUCCAUAUGGUCAACCACCAGUUGGUGAAAAUAGAUUUAAAGCACCACGGCCCAUUUUGAAAUGGUCAGGUAUUAAGGACUGUACAAAACAACCGAAUAAAUCGCUACAAUUCAAUGGACGUGUCAACGAGGUACAAGGAUCAGAGGAUUGCCUUUAUCUUAGCAUAAAUGUCAAGAAAUUACAUACACACCCCAAACUGCCAGUGAUGGUGUAUCUACAUGGUGGCGGUUUUAAUGGAGGCGAUUCCACCCGACGAGCCUGGGGACCAGAUUAUUUUAUGAUGAAGGAUGUUAUACUUAUCUCUGUGGGUUAUCGUUUGGGGGCAUUGGGUCUUACUAAAUUCAAUGACAAAUCAUUGGAAGUACCCGGUAAUUGUGCUCUUCUGGAUGCUGUCUUGGCUCUGCAAUGGAUUCAAGAUAAUUGUCUAUGUUUUAAUGGAGAUCCUGAAAAUAUUACACUUUUUGGUCAUAGCUCUGGUAGCCAUAUGGUCCAUAUGCUAAUGCAGACACCCAUUACAAAGGACCUAUUCCACAAGGCCAUAUUAUUGGCUGGUUUUCAUAUGGAUCUAUUUCCCCAUCCCAAGUGGCAAUAUCGUUUAGCCAAAAAGUUGGGUUAUGCUGGACAAGAAGAUGAUGAAAAAUCAUUGUGUGAUUUUCUAAGCAAAAUGGAGGCUUCGAACUUGGUGAAUUUUGAUAUAUUUACUGAAGAAGAAAAACAAUUAUUUGAAAUUAUUAAAAUGUAUCCCUGUUGGCCAACCAUGGAUGACAGCAUUAUUACACAGAAUCCCGCCAUAGCUCAAAGAUCGGCUUGGAGUAAUAACAUUCCCUUGAUGAUGGGUUCCACAUCUACCGAAGCUUUAGCUCAAUAUAAAAAAUUUCACAAUAAUCCCGAAACGUAUGAAAUGUUUAAAAAGAAUCCUCGGCUAUUGUUGGCAGAUAAUCUAAAAACCUUGCAGGAUGAACAGUUAAUACGAAAAUUGUGCAACAAAAUUAAAGAUAUACAUUUUGGAGAUAAAGAAGUAACAGUGGCAAAUUUUCAAUUGGCUCUAAUGAAUGAAUCGUACAAUAUGAUAUACCACAAUGAACAUCGCCUGAUACAAUCCCGUUUAAAAUAUGCCUCUGCACCCACCUAUGUGUAUCGUUUUGACUUCGAUUCGCCUUAUUUUAAUUUCUAUCGCCAGAGAUUUUGUGGACCCGAUGUACGAGGUGUCGGCCAUGUCGAUGAAUUGGGUUAUAUUUUCCUGCUACCAGAUGCGUACAAAUUAGAAGCCAAUACACCGGAAUAUCAGUGUAUUGUCCAAAUGAUCGAAACCUUUUAUUCAUUUGCUAAAAACUCAGAUCCUAAUAAUCGUCAUUUGCAACCGGCUCAUUGGGAACCUGUUCAGCACAAAUCGGUUCCAUAUUGUUUGAAUAUUGGCUAUGAUCGCACAGUGUUUAUGCCAUGGCCAGAAUAUGAAAAGUGUUGUGCUCGAGAUGAAGUUUACAAAAUGACAGAUAUUGUGCUGUACUAA
Molecule: messenger RNA, 1704 nt
Organism: Musca vetustissima
Lineage: Eukaryota; Metazoa; Arthropoda; Insecta; Diptera; Muscidae
Product: esterase B1
Exons: 4
Coding region: 1-1704 (567 amino acids)
Source: RefSeq, a predicted model, not a curated record